UCCCAGCCUCACCUCAGUUCCCAAAACCAACUUGCGUUCGAAACAGUGAACAAGCGUUUGUCCCAAAACCACUCAAACGUACUCCGCCAUCCCAGAAACUCCCACCACCACCACCCGCCUCUCAACCUCGAGAAUUCAGACUCGCCUACACCUACACCAAGCACCAAUACGUCCAAACCUACACCGUCUCCAACUUCUACUUCAACUACCUAAUCAUGGCCUCCAACACCACAAACACCAAAACCGCCGCCCCAACUCCCCCAUUCCCUUCCACCAACGGCGCCGGCCCCUCCAAAGACUCCAUUCUCAAUGACCUCAGACGCCAACUAGACGACUCAGACAUCUCAUCCAACGCCGGCUCAAAUUCCUCUGGCCGCAGACGCAGAAGAAGAAAGAACAAGAGCGCACUAGGCCAACCCCUCGCUGCCACCGGCCCAACCGUCAUCCCCAGAUUAGCGGAAACGAAACCGGUGAGAUUACAACUCGGGUUGAAUCUCGACGUUGAGCUCGAGUUGAAAGCGCGAAUUCAGGGGGAUGUUAGUUUGACUUUGCUGUGAGUCCUCCCUUCCUCCCUCCUGCUUCCUUUACCAGAUAUUCGAACCAUAGGAAACGGACAGCUAACCUACACAUCUUCCUAGCCAAUAAGUAUCUCCAAGACUCCCCCCUCCAA
This is a messenger RNA of Mollisia scopiformis, 670 nucleotides long. RefSeq lists its product as uncharacterized. The record is from RefSeq and is a predicted model, not a curated record. The transcript has a single exon. NCBI's taxonomy places the organism in Eukaryota, Fungi, Ascomycota, Leotiomycetes, Helotiales, Mollisiaceae. Bases 216 to 557 code for a protein of 113 amino acids.